This is a messenger RNA of Ectocarpus sp. CCAP 1310/34, 2220 nucleotides long. Lineage: Eukaryota; Phaeophyceae; Ectocarpales; Ectocarpaceae. The record is from the annotation of a GenBank genome assembly.
AUGGUACCAACGCCCUCCCAAGAGGCGUACGCCCUCAGCGUGCGCAAAGGAUACGGCAAGCUCAAAGUGAACGAACUGUAUGCGGUGGUGCCGCUUCCUCCGGCAGAAUUUUCUGCUUUCGUUCGUUCGACCGAAAGUGUGUUGGCUGACACCCUGUCGGCCGCUGAUCCCUCCGGCAAGCAGACCAUUAAGUCGCCCACAUGGGUGGCUGGAUGGUAUGCUCCCUUCCACAAGCGUGUCCUCAUGGCCAUUUCGAACCCUCAACGCGCCAAUGCCGCAACCCGCGAAUUGGUGGAUUCUUCGUUUUCUCAGGUGAAGCGUUUCUCGGAGACGAAGGACAAGUCAGGGCCCUCGGCAUACCGUCGGCUGCUCAAGCUGCUCGCGGAUGAGUGGGAACCGAAAGGUUUCAACCGGAGCAUCGACAAGCUGCAUGAUUUUGGUGUGCCCAACGGCACGCCGUACAGCAAAUUCGUUACGAAGUUUAAGGCGUUGGCAACGUCGGAGUUGGCCUCGCACAGAGCUUUCGCGCCGGAUCUGCGCAUGGUACAGCGUGCGCUUCGGGACGCUUUGUUGGAGCAGUAUCCGAAUGUUCUCUCGUCUUUGCCGUUGAAGGAUAAGAUUCUCCACAACGUAGUGUUUAGUGAUAAGGAUGAGCUUUGGGAUGCUUUGUCUUCGGAGGAAGCACUAAAACAUUCGCCCGCCUGCAAUGGCGACCGCUAUUUUACCACUGUCACUUCUGGGUUUUCAUCGGCGCCUACACGAGCCAUGACAACGACCGUGGGGCAGCAGCGGCCGCCACCGCCGUCGCCGCUGCAGCCGUCCGCGUGGUCGCCGGGACCACAAUUUCCCGACGUGGUGAUGGCCAUCGAUCCUGUGCCGUCCGAUAACACAUGUCCCUUCGAACAGGACUAUGACUGCUGGCCAUUGCGUGGUCACUACGGCUUUGUGUACAGCGUCGUGGCGGUCGACAAGACUUCGGGUGUCUCGCGGACGCUCGCCCCGAUAUCUACGCCCCCCGGAGGCAUGGCUUCGCCUUCUGCCACCGUUUCGGCGGCUCCUGGUGGCCUCGUCGACCACGCGGAAGCACAGGGACCUUCGGGACAGCCCCAGGCCCGCCACGGUGGAUCGACUGGUUCACCGCUUUUUCCUGCCUCUCCUCGCAACUCACAAUCCGGCCCGCCUUCGGGUGGCACCCAGAUUGUCCAGCCGGUUGCCGUUGCCAUUUCCCUUGACGAUAUUUCCUCGGGGAAGGAAUAUUACAACGAUGAGGUUUUCCUCUUUUGGAAACCGCCGUCUUUUCUGUCUAUUUGGACGCCCUGUGAGUUCUCGGUCCAUGGCAUUCGCUACGUGUGCGGCGAACAGUUCAUGAUGGCGGAGAAAGCCCGCAUUUUCGGCGAUGAUGCCGCUUGCGCCAAAAUCAUGGCUACCUCCGACCCGAGGGAACACAAGUCCCUUGGUCGCAAGGUGCGCCGUUAUGACCAUGCCCUCUGGGAGCUCCGACGCGAGGAUAUUGUCUUUUCGCUUUUGUAUGCAAAAUUCGCCCAAAAUGCUGACGCGCGCGAACGGUUGUUGGCUAAGAGUGACAGACAGAUAGCGGAGGCUAGCCCUUAUGACGGGUUGUGGGGCAUUGGUGUUGAUGCCUUCGAUCCGCGUGCGGCGUCGCCCGCCAAGUGGACUGGUAAACACCUCUUGGGCAAAGCGCUUGUUGCGACGCGCACGCUUCUGCGUGUGCGACCGGUCGAACCCGAUAAGCCUUUCCCCCCUGAACACUCGGGGCAAUCUGCCCCCGUGUGUCCCACUAUACACGAAAUUGCACCCCCGGGGGAGGAUCCUUCAGCUGACGAUCCCCCUUCCGAGGACGCGCGUGGCCCCUUGGGCGUGCCAGCGAACACGCCCUCGGACCACUCGAAACAGGUGCUGCACAUUGCCUCUGCUGCUUUUCGCAAAGCCGCCGCCUCCCCACCGCCGCUGUUGGCGGAACACGGUCCAGAUUUGGCCGAUGGUUCCGUUCGCCCCAUUCUGUUCGUUAGCCGCGCUACGCUCGAAUCCGAGCGCAAUUGGACCGUGCUCGACUUGGAGGCUGGAAGUAUCGUGUGGGCAAUCAAACGCCUGCACGAUUACUUUUGGUCUACGCACUUUCUGAUUUAUUCGGACCACAAGAUUUUGGAAAGCAUCGUCAUGGUGGGUGAACACAACGCCCGCGUUCAACGUUGGCUCUAG